AAAAAAGUUGGAAGUGUAAAGCUUUUAGGCCACUUUCAUUUAAGAUUUUUGUUGGUAAUUUAGAUUUUGGAAAUGGGAAAGAUGAAGUUAAGUAGGAUGUUGGAUUCACUUUGUCUUGCCUUUGAUUCAAACACAUGUUUCUGCAUCAACUCAGUUGAAGCUCAUGAUGAAGAUGAUCAACAGUUUGAGCAAGAAAGGAAACCUUUUUUCGGAAGUGAUCAAAAACCGGUCUUCACCAUCAAAGAUACUAUUUCUGGCUCUCAAAGCUUGGCUUUCCUCAUGAAACCUAAGACAGUUGUCCUGAAGGUGUCUAUGCAUUGCAAUGGUUGUGCAAAAAGAGUAGAAAAACACAUCUCAAAGAUAGAUGGUGUGAUGUCUUACAAAGUAGACUUGGAAAAAAAAAUGGUGGUGGUGAUUGGAGACAUUCUUCCUUUUGAGGUCUUAGAGAGUGUCUCAAAGGUAAAAAAUGCACAACUUUGGACUUUUGGCAUCUAAUAGUGAAGCAACCAAUUAAAAGCAAGCUCUCGAUCACAAUUCACGAACAAAGAAGCCCAACUUCAUGAAGAUCUUGAGGAAAUUGUAUAUUUAUUAUGGCGCAAAUAGCACCAACUAUUUGUACAUCUUUUUGCCAAAAUCUAAGGCAUUCAUUUUUAAUUGAGUUGGAUAAUAUAAACUGAAUAUAUUU
Messenger RNA from Amaranthus tricolor (Joseph's coat), 685 nucleotides. Its product is annotated as protein SODIUM POTASSIUM ROOT DEFECTIVE 2-like. Gene Ontology annotation, molecular function: metal ion binding. The transcript is spliced from 3 exons. Bases 73 to 495 code for a protein of 140 amino acids. Lineage: Eukaryota; Viridiplantae; Streptophyta; Magnoliopsida; Caryophyllales; Amaranthaceae. The record is from RefSeq and is a predicted model, not a curated record.